UUAUUGCAUUAUUACAAUAUAGCUUUCAAGGCAAAGGUCGAUGUAGAAAUAAAUCAUUGAUUUUACCUCUCCAACACAGUGUGGAUUUUAAACAACCUCCUACAAAGAGAAACCGCGGUUCGAUCACUUCCAAUGUUUGCUCAUGCUAGUUUUUUGUGUUAUUUUUUAUUCAUGGUUUUGAAAUGAUUUCAAAACGUGUGUCGGUCAGAAAUAUUUUGGGACUUUUCGGCAUUGGACGACGUUCGGCAUGGCGAAAGUUGGAAUUGACGAGCAGACGAUAGAUGAGAGCGAGCAAGAUUUCAGCGAAAGUCUGUACAUUGAGGACAAUGAGCACAAACCGGAUGUCAGUUUCGACACAGUUGCUGGCUAUGAUAAUGCUCGCAUGGACCAAUCUCUUCUUCCCCCUCCUCCCACGGUAUUUGCUCCUCCUCAGGACUAUGUACAACCAACAUUUACAAGUGCGCCUGUUAUAACAGAAGAUACCGCCAGACAAACCCUGAUUGAGUUUGUCUCUAAACAAACUUGCUGGGGAACAGGAACAGCCAAAAGCCUCACUUUUGAGAAAUUACAAUCAUCCACGUCCUAUCACUACUUUUUAGAAACUUUUACAGAAGAAAGAACUUCUAAAUGGGACCAUGAACCAUUUCGAGGUCAGUUUGUUGACGGAUCACAGAAUGGACCUGCCCCUGGUCCUUGGGAAAUUCCUGCAACGUUUAAGGAGUUUUUCAAAAACGAAACUCAGCAUCAUGAAGUACCCCACACUGCCUUUGUUAGGCCUUGUUUCAGAUGUGAAGCAAAGGGAAAAGUAAAAUGCGAUCGAUGUAAUGGUAGCGGAAGGGUGAAAUGUAGAUCUUGCGGUGGCCGGGGUUCAAAGACGGUGACCCGCAAUGGUAAAAGCUGCAGGGUGAGCUGCUCCUGGUGUUUUCGUGGAAGAGUCACAUGUUCAAAGUGUCGCGGUAGUGGCAAAGUAGUUUGUCCAGCCUGUCAGGGUCAAUGCAAUCUUAAAUGGUUCAUCAAACUCAUCAUUAAUUGGGUGAAUAAUGUAUCGGAGCAUGUUAUAGAGAGGGGGACGAUACCAGCUUAUAUGAUCUCGCAGACCACCGGAACUCUUGGUUUUAACGAAGUGCAGCCCCGGGUACAGCCGGUAGCUAAUUUUCCGGUAGCGGAAGUAAACGAAGUGUCCCACAAUUUUGUGGGCAGUCAUCAGUUCCCAAUGAAGAGGAUUCACAUGCAGCACCACAUGAUUCGUAUGGUGCCAAUGACACAGUGUGUCUGCAGACGCAGAGGAAAGGAAUUUACCUUCUUUGUUUACGGACUGGAGAACAAGGUGUAUGGACCCGACUAUCCCGACCAAUGCUGCUGGGGAUGCACUAUUCAAUAAAUUUAUAUAAUGACCUCAAGCAGCUGGGAGUUUUUUAAAAUUAAACAGACCUUUUGUUUUUAAAGGGUAUUUUGUAAACCUUUGAUUACCACAAAUUUGUAUGUUAGCUCACCUGAACAAAAAGCUAAAGAUAACUAUUUUGAUUUACUUUUACUAUCAUUUGUGAUUAGAGAAUGAAUAUUUUCUUUUGAAACAUAAUAUAUGAGCAUGGAUUUUUUCAUUUAGGUCCAUUUUAGCAAUGUUUUAGCAAUGGCUUUUCAUGAACAAUUAAAAAAAUUUAGGAGAUAUA
Magallana angulata is the source of this 1670-nucleotide messenger RNA. RefSeq names its product protein SSUH2 homolog. The coding region runs from base 248 to 1381 and encodes 377 amino acids. The transcript is spliced from 13 exons. Gene Ontology annotation, molecular function: heat shock protein binding. Lineage: Eukaryota; Metazoa; Mollusca; Bivalvia; Ostreida; Ostreidae. The record is from RefSeq and is a predicted model, not a curated record.